UUUGCUGUUCGAAUUCGCAGACAGCAGACGUUGAGCUCAAACAGUAUCAAUGGCGGCGAAGCCACAACAGAAGAAGAGCAGCGGCUCGAUGAAGAGGAAGACUAACCCUAACCAAAAAUCGGAGGGACCGGUUUCAAAUUUCAAGAAACCUAAAUUAUCUUCGAAUCCGAAAAAGUCCAAGUUUAACCCGACCAACGCUCAAAAUAAAGUCGGGAAGCAGCCAUCAAAUUUGCCGAAAAAGGAAUACCAGAAACCUAAUGGUGAGAAAGGUGAAGUGGAGGACUCCAAGAAACUAGCUCGUUUGCGUUCAAAGGAGUUGGCUCAAGCAAGGAAAAAGAUCAGGAAGAAGCAUUACACACUGGAACAAGAGCUUGCUUUGCUUUGGGAGAAGAUGAGACGCCGUAAUAUUUCAAAAGAAGAUAGGUCAAGGUUGGUAAGUGAAGCCGUCAAGAAGAUGCAAGGGAAGAUUUCUGAAAUCGCAAGGUCUCACAUUGCAUCGCGUGUUCUUCAGACCUGUGUUAAACAUUGUACACAAGAUGAAAGAAAUGCUGUGUUCACGGAGCUUCGGCCACAUUUUAUUUCUCUUGCAAGCAAUACUUACGCAGUUCGUCUUGUUACUAAGUUGUUAGAUCUAGCAUCCAAGGAACAAUUGGCAGAAUUUAUAUCGUCUCUCCAUGGUCAUGUUGCUUCUCUUCUUCGGCAAAUGGUUGGCUCUCUAGUUAUCGAACAUGCAUAUUGCCUUGGAAAUGCAAGUCAGAAGCAAACUCUUCUUAUGGAACUAUAUUCGCCAGAACUUCAGCUAUUCAAGGAUUUGGUUACGAUGAAAGAGAACAGAUUAGAAGAUAUCAUUUCAAAGCUGCAGUUACAGAAGUCGUCAGUUGCGCGUCACAUGACAUCUGUGCUUCAACCUAUUCUGGAGAAAGGGAUCUUAGACCAUUCAAUUGUCCACAGAGCAUUACUGGAAUACUUGGCCAUUGCAGAUAAGUUUUCUGCCGCAGAUGUUAUUCAACAGUUGUCAGGUCCAUCUUUCGUUCGGAUUAUUGCAACUAAGGAUGGAUCCAGGCUUGGUAUGCUCUGUAUCAGACAUGGGAGUGCAAAGGAUCGGAAGAAAAUUAUCAAAGGGAUGAAAGGCAAUGUUGGAAAAAUAGCUAUUGACAAAUUCGGGAGUAUGGUACUUGUCUGCAUACUUUCAGUUGUUGAUGACACGAAACUUGUGUCGAAGAUAAUCAUUCGUGAGCUUGAAAAACAACUGAAGGAGCUUAUAUUAGAUCAGAAUACACGGCGCCCUUUUAUGCAGCUUCUUCAUCCGGAUUGUACCCGAUACUUCAAUAAGGAUGACUUGGCUUCACUGAAUCUAUCUAUUCCAUCCCUAAAAGCUAAUGGCGAAACAGAUGAUAAGGAAGCUGUUGAAGCGGACAAGGAAGAAGAUGGUGAUGGAAAUAUACAGCUGAAUGAGGGUGGUAAGAAGGAUUCUUUUAAGCGGAGGCAGGAGUUGCUGGUCGACAGUGGACUUGCUGAGAAACUCAUCGAUACAUGUUCUGAGAUGGCGGAAGUUCUACUAAAAUCGAAAUAUGGGAGAGAGGUCAUGUAUGAGGUUGCUACUGGAGGCAGCGAUGGAAUACUCCAUCCAACUUUGGAUGAAAAGUUGCUCGAGCUGUAUGAAGCUAUAGCAUCUAUUGCUUCUCAACCUAAGGUCGAAGCAGAAGAGCAUAUUUUGGAACAGUUCCAUUCGAGCCGGACCAUCAGGAAACUCGUUCUCGACUGCCCUUCAUUCGCUACCACACUAUGGGAAAAAGCUUUGAAAGGAAACUGUGCAGUCUGGGCCAAAGGUCACAGUUCAAAGGUGAUCAAUGCCUACUUGGAAACCUCAAACUCAGCGGUGAAGAAGUUGGCAGAGAAGGAGCUGAGGCCCUUGAUAAAGAGUGGUGACCUAAGUUUACUGAAGCCCAACGAGUCAGCUAAAGACGAGUAGUUCAAUAGAUGAAUAGAGGAAUAUGCAUUCCUUUUGAGGUUUCGUCUCUAGGUCGUCUUCUGUUCCGUUUAACGAGUUCUCCGGUUUUACUGUGCCUGCAGAAGAUGAAAAUUUUUGUAGCUCUGAUCUUGAUCUGACUAUGAAGCAAAACAGUUGUGUCAUGUUUUAUUCAAACUCUUAAAAAUGUCAUCUCUCUCUCUCUCUGUAUGAAAUUAUGUGAAUUGUGAAAGAAAUGUAUUAUUAUUCAAUAA
Molecule: messenger RNA, 2223 nt
Organism: Salvia miltiorrhiza (redroot sage)
Lineage: Eukaryota; Viridiplantae; Streptophyta; Magnoliopsida; Lamiales; Lamiaceae
Product: pumilio homolog 24
Exons: 17
Coding region: 50-1972 (640 amino acids)
Biological process (GO): regulation of translation
Cellular component (GO): nucleolus
Molecular function (GO): mRNA binding
Source: RefSeq, a predicted model, not a curated record